AUCCCUCUUCUGUUUGCUAAAUCUCACUGUCACCGCUAAAUUCAGAGCAGACAGAGCCUGCGCAAUGGAAUAAAGUCCUCAAAAUUGAAAUGUGACAUCGCUCUCAACAUCUCCCAUCUCUCUGCAUUCCUUUUUGCCUCAUUAUUCCUGCUAACCGAUUCAUUUCCAGACUUUGCACUUCAGAAGCGAUGGAAAAAGUCAGCGGUCUUCCAACCCAGUUAUUUAAGUGCUGCUUUUGUGAUUUCUUGAAGGUAAAGAUGCACGUCCUGUCCUCCUCGCAUCUCUUCUACCUGGCCCUGUGCUUGCUGUCCUUCUCCAGCUCCGCCACGGCUGGACCGGAGACGCUGUGCGGGGCUGAGCUGGUGGACGCGCUCCAGUUCGUGUGUGGAGACAGGGGCUUUUAUUUCAACAAGCCCACGGGGUACGGUUCCAGCAGUCGGAGGGCGCCCCAGACAGGCAUCGUGGACGAGUGCUGCUUCCGCAGCUGCGACCUGAGGAGGCUGGAGAUGUACUGCGCGCCCCUGAAGCCCGCCAAGUCGGCCCGCUCCGUCCGUGCCCAGCGCCACACCGACAUGCCCAAGGCUCAGAAGUAUCAGCCCCCAUCUACCAACAAGAAAACGAAGUCUCAGAGGAGAAGGAAAGUACAUUUGAAGAACGCAAGUAGAGGGAAUGCAGGGAAUAAGAACUACAGGAUGUAGGAAGACCUUCCCGAGGAGUGAAGAAUGACAUGCCACCGGCAGGAUCCUUUGCUCUGCAUGAGUCACCGGUUAACACCAGAAGACCUACCAAAAAAUAAGUUUGAUAACAUUUCAAAAGAUGGGCAUUUCCCCCAAUGAAAUACAUAAGUAAACAUUUCAAACAUUGUCUUUAGGAGUGAUUGUUAAAAGCUUUGCACCUUGCAAAAAUGGUCCUGGAGUUGGUAGAUUGCUGUUGAUCCUUUACCAAUAAUGUUCUAUAGAGAAAAAAUAUAUCUAAUCUAUCUAUAUCUAUAUGUGUG
This is a messenger RNA of Molossus molossus (Pallas's mastiff bat), 997 nucleotides long. It is a transcript of the gene IGF1, whose product is annotated as insulin like growth factor 1. The coding region runs from base 189 to 698 and encodes 169 amino acids. Gene Ontology annotation, molecular function: growth factor activity; hormone activity. Gene Ontology annotation, cellular component: extracellular region. Lineage: Eukaryota; Metazoa; Chordata; Mammalia; Chiroptera; Molossidae. The record is from RefSeq and is a predicted model, not a curated record. The transcript is spliced from 5 exons.